CAUUGGCUGUGAGGGUUGAAUGUAAGAUGGCGCCCAGGGAGCUGUGAGGGGAAAAUCCUGUCGGUCUCGGAGCGGCGACGGCAGAACCGGGGCCCCGAGCGGUGCGGCGGGGCCGGCGGGUAGAACGGCGGCGGCGGCGGCGGCGACGUCGCCCGAUUAAUUCUUAAGAUAAAUACCCUGAAGAAAAACUUGCCAAAUUGAUUUCUGAAUGUCAAUUGUCACUUAGUUAUUUAAGGAAUCUUAAGGACUCUGCAAUAUGAAUAAUUCCCUAGAGAACACCAUCUCCUUUGAAGAGUACAUCCGAGUGAAGGCGCGGUCUGUCCCGCAACACAGGAUGAAGGAAUUUCUGGACUCACUAGCCUCUAAGGGGCCAGAAGCCCUUCAGGAGUUCCAGCAGACAGCUACUACUACCAUGGUGUACCAACAGGGUGGGAACUGCAUUUACACAGACAGCACCGAAGUGGCCGGGUCUUUGCUAGAACUUGCCUGUCCAGUCACCACCAGUGUUCAGCCACAAACCCAGCAAGAACAGCAGAUCCAGGUUCAGCAGCCACAGCAGGUUCAGGUACAGGUGCAGGUACAACAGUCUCCGCAGCAGGUCUCGGCUCAGCAGCUCUCCCCACAACUCACCGUUCACCAGCCUGCAGAGCAGCCCAUCCAUGUCCAGGUGCAGAUCCAAGGCCAAGCAACACAGCCGGCAGCCCCCUCCAUCCAGACCCCAUCUCUGCAGAGCCCUAGCCCUUCACAGCUUCAGGCGGCCCAGAUCCAGGUGCAGCACAUGCAGGCGGCCCAGCAGAUCCAGGCUGCAGAGAUCCCAGAGGAGCACAUCCCACAUCAGCAGAUCCAGGCUCAGCUGGUGGCUGGCCAGUCACUUGCUGGGGGUCAGCAGAUCCAAAUCCAGACUGUGGGUGCCCUUUCCCCACCACCGUCCCAGCAGGGCUCACCCCGGGAAGGGGAACGGCGAGUUGGCACGGCCAGUGUCCUCCAGCCAGUGAAGAAGCGCAAAGUGGACAUGCCCAUCACUGUGUCCUAUGCCAUCUCAGGGCAGCCAGUGGCUACCGUGCUGGCCAUUCCACAGGGCCAGCAGCAGAGUUACGUGUCUUUGAGGCCAGACUUACUGACAGUAGACAGUGCCCACCUAUACAGUGCCACUGGGACCAUAACUAGCCCUACGGGAGAAACUUGGACCAUCCCUGUUUACUCUGCCCAGCCCCGGGGGGACCCUCAACAGCAGAGCAUUACCCAUAUUGCCAUUCCCCAGGAAGCCUACAAUGCAGUUCAUGUCAGUGGCUCACCCACAGCCCUGACAGCUGUAAAGCUGGAGGAUGACAAGGAGAAGAUGGUGGGCACCACAUCUGUCGUGAAAAACUCCCAUGAAGAGGUAGUGCAGACCCUUGCAAACUCUCUCUUUCCAGCACAGUUCAUGAAUGGCAACAUCCACAUUCCAGUGGCUGUGCAAGCCGUGGCAGGCACAUACCAGAAUACAGCUCAGACUGUCCAUAUAUGGGACCCCCAGCAGCAGCCACAACAACAAACUCCCCAGGAACAGACACCACCGCCACCGCAGCAGCAGCAGCAGCAGCAGCAGCAGCAGCUCCAGGUUACUUGUUCAGCUCAAACUGUUCAAGUAGCUGAAGUUGAACCACAGUCACAGCCACAGCCUUCCCCAGAACUUCUACUUCCAAAUUCUCUGAAACCAGAAGAAGGGCUUGAAGUAUGGAAAAACUGGGCACAGACCAAGAACGCUGAGCUAGAGAAGGAUGCUCAGAACAGACUGGCACCCAUUGGCAGGCGUCAACUGCUGCGAUUCCAGGAAGAUCUCAUCUCUUCUGCUGUGGCCGAGUUGAAUUAUGGGCUGUGUCUAAUGACACGGGAAGCUCGAAAUGGAGAAGGUGAACCCUAUGACCCAGAUGUGCUGUACUAUAUUUUCCUGUGUAUUCAAAAGUAUCUUUUCGAAAAUGGACGGGUUGAUGACAUUUUCUCUGAUCUUUAUUAUGUUCGAUUCACGGAGUGGCUGCAUGAAGUUCUGAAGGAUGUUCAGCCCCGAGUCACUCCACUUGGCUAUGUCCUGCCCAGCCACGUGACUGAGGAGAUGCUGUGGGAGUGCAAGCAGCUUGGGGCUCACUCCCCUUCCACCUUGCUGACCACCCUCAUGUUCUUUAACACCAAAUACUUCCUCUUGAAGACAGUGGACCAGCACAUGAAGCUGGCCUUCUCCAAGGUCUUACGACAGACAAAGAAGAACCCCUCUAAUCCUAAGGAUAAAAGCACGAGUAUUCGGUACCUGAAGGCACUUGGGAUACACCAGACUGGCCAGAAAGUUACAGAUGACAUGUAUGCAGAACAAACGGAAAAUCCAGAGAAUCCCCUGAGAUGUCCUAUCAAGCUCUACGAUUUCUACCUCUUUAAAUGCCCUCAGAGUGUGAAAGGCCGGAAUGACACCUUUUACCUGACGCCGGAGCCGGUGGUGGCUCCCAACAGCCCAAUCUGGUACUCGGUCCAGCCUAUCAGCAGAGAGCAGAUGGGACAGAUGCUGACUCGAAUCCUGGUGAUACGAGAAAUUCAGGAGGCCAUAGCAGUGGCUAAUGCAAGCACCAUGCACUGAGAUCCCUCAGCCGUGGUUCAAGGGAGACGAUCCAGGAAAAAACGGACAGACUUUCACACUAAAGAAGAGGCCUCCAUUUUUUUCUUUUCUUUUUUAUUGGUGUAGUUAUGAAGCCUUUCAGACUGCUUCUGUUUAAAAUGUAAAAGGAAACUUUGCCCCCGUGCAUCUUCAUAAACCUGCUGUGGCAGACUCCUCAGCCCAUGGGGGCUCUGGGUUUCCUGAGAGCCAGAUGUUCUAGAAAGUUGCUGGCUGACUUUUUUUUGUUUGGGGCCUGAGGAAAGGGCUUGGACUGUUAAGAGAAAUGUGGCCCCUUAUCCUUCCUCCAGAAAGAUGGAAUUAAUGAUGGAUGGACCCUACAGAGAGAUCUCUCCAGCUGGCUUCCAUUAUGACUGGCAGACAUUGCUGACCACAGGGGAGCGAGCCAUGGCCUUUUCUUUCUUCAUGCUCAGACAUAAAUCUAGCAUCUUAAUGGAAGGAAAAUGAGGGGGAACUUCAAUUAUGAUUUAUUAAAGACAAUUUCUAUUACACCCUUCUUUAUGACAAAUGACAUUUUAGAUGUUAAAGUAAAAACUUUACCUUUUUUUUUGUUUGUUUGUUUUUGGUUUUUUUUUUUUUUUUUUUUUUUUUGGCCUAACAUUGAGGCCUUAAACCUGAGGCUCCUGUGCCUGAUGGAAUUCUUGUAACAUACACUUGUGUAUCAUAUAAAGAUACCACUCUGUUUCUCUUAUGUAUUCUUAAUCUAGUUGUUUAUUAAGAAUGACAAGCACGUGUUUUCAA
Molecule: messenger RNA, 3382 nt
Organism: Phacochoerus africanus (Common warthog)
Lineage: Eukaryota; Metazoa; Chordata; Mammalia; Artiodactyla; Suidae
Gene: QRICH1
Product: glutamine rich 1
Exons: 11
Coding region: 257-2605 (782 amino acids)
Source: RefSeq, a predicted model, not a curated record